Messenger RNA from Penicillium riverlandense, 1338 nucleotides. Its product is annotated as CCDC90 family protein. Gene Ontology annotation, cellular component: mitochondrion. The transcript has 2 exons. The coding region runs from base 1 to 1338 and encodes 445 amino acids. The record is from RefSeq and is a predicted model, not a curated record. NCBI's taxonomy places the organism in Eukaryota, Fungi, Ascomycota, Eurotiomycetes, Eurotiales, Aspergillaceae.
AUGGCAACCCCACGGCUACCAUUCCUCUACCCGAAUCUGAUGCGCGCAGUGAGAGCAUGCGAGCCUACUCCCUACCGCUCAGCUCGCCUCCCUCGGCCCGGCCCCUAUAGCUUCCAGACCACUCGGCAUCACAACCAAGAGGCCUACCAGCGCCGCUACGGCCCAGCGGUCGACCCAAAUCUGCCCCCUCCUUCGAAGCCGAAGGGUCGAAAGCCCACCAAGGCGGUGGAGGGCGCUGCAGCAUCAGAAAAUGAGGGCGCGGCCAACGCCACCGAGCGCGAGAACACUCCGCCCGAACAGUCGCAGCAGGCGCAGUCUCAAGACGUCUCCCCGGGUACUGCCGAUGCGCAGCCUGAUCAAGGGCAGGCUGCUGCAGACUCCACCCAGAGCCCCUCCACCCCGCAACCCGAUCAGCUCGAUGAGAGUCCUGCGCCAGGGGACAUCGACGAAGAUGUCUCGGCAGCUGCAACCACACCAGCCCCUGAAGCAGCAGCGAACGAAGAAAAUCCCGAGCCGGCUCCCGCCCCAAACACAAAUCAGAGCGCAUUCGAUGAUGUCUACCACAUGCCUGGCCCGUCCGCUUCUCUCUUUCCAACAGGGCCGUCGCCAUCCGACCAACACACGCCGCCCCAUCUAACCCCAGGGCCAUACGUGCACCAUUUCGAUACAUACUCGCUAGUACGCGAUCUCUCGAAUGGCGGCUUUACAAACGAUCAAUCCAUCACAAUCAUGAAAGCCGUGCGGAACAUCCUCCAAAAGAAUCUCGAUCUGGCCAGGGAGAGCUUGACCUCGAAAUCAGACGUCGAGAACGAGGAGUAUCUGUUCAAGGCAGCAUGCUCGGAGCUCCAGUCCUCUCUACAGACCGCUCGCAGCUCGGAAAUGCAGAGACAGCGUGCUUCGCGCACGCAACUGCAGCACGAAAUCGAUAUCCUCUCCCAGCGCCUCAAUCAGGAACUCUCUGGCAUGAAAGAUGAUAUCAAGGGCAUGUUCAAUGACCAUAGCAUGCUCACGCGAGAGCAGCAGCGGAGUAUCGAUACUUCGGUCCAGGAGCUGAAUUAUAAGAUCACCGUGUCGCUCAAUAGUGAUGGGAAGAGCGAGAUUGAAGGACUGCGCUGGGUUCUCACGAGGCGCGCUGCUUUGACGGUGGGCAUUUGUGCUUUCAUGAUUAUCGUCUUCCUCAAAUACUCGUCCACCCGAAAGGUACAGGACACACCCAAGGUGGUCAAGGAGGUGGAGAAGCCAAUUCCCAAAGAAGGAUCAGAGACUCGUCCUGUCCACGAUGCGGGAGCCCAGACAGAGGGCGCAUCUCUUGCUCAACUCGGCGAGUCCCUGGGUUGA